Messenger RNA from Arabis nemorensis, 228 nucleotides. The record is from the annotation of a GenBank genome assembly. Lineage: Eukaryota; Viridiplantae; Streptophyta; Magnoliopsida; Brassicales; Brassicaceae.
AUGGUUACUCUUAGCGAUAUACUCAGCGACCUAGUUCGGGUAGAACAAGGAUGGCGGAGAAAAAAUGUAGAUGGUGUGUGGAAGUUUGUACGCUUGGAAGAAAGAUUGAGCAAAGGGAUAAAAAUUCUUGAAGGAGAAGGAGUAGAGGCAGUUCGGUCAAAGGUGAUGAAGGAGCUGCGAAUCAAUGAUAAAGAAGAACACAUCGAGCUUACCUACGAGAUGCCGUAG